Acanthosepion pharaonis is the source of this 747-nucleotide messenger RNA. The record is from the annotation of a GenBank genome assembly. Lineage: Eukaryota; Metazoa; Mollusca; Cephalopoda; Sepiida; Sepiidae.
AUGAAUAAAUAUCUAAAUAAGAAAUUUUCAGUUUCAGUUUCUUUUUUCAUUUCAUUUUUCUCUUUUCUUCUCCGUCCUAUUUAUCACUCUAACUACAAACUUAUUUCUUUCACUCUCUCUUUCUCUUUCUCUCUCUCGCUCUUCGUCACAAUCACCCCACUUUUUAUUUCCCAUUAUCUUUUCUUUUCUCUUUUCAUCUCUUUUUACUCUCUUUUAUCUUUGAUCUUUUUCCUUCUUUAUCUCUUUAUACUCCUUCGAUUUCCAUUUUUUUUCUCUGAUUCGGCUUUUUUCUUUCUCCUUGUCCUAACCUCUCUCAAUUUUCCCUUUCCUUUUAACUAUUUCUUUUUUUUUACACGUCUUUUUCUAUUCGUCUUUUUUUUUUUUUAUUUCUGCUCCCCUCUUUCUAUCUUUCCAUUCUUUCUUUCUUCAUCUUUCCCCGCUUUCUAUUUGUCUCUGUUGCUUUCCGUACAAAAUGCUUAUCUUUUUCCCCUUUGUUUUAUUCUUUAUUCUUUUACCUCGUCAUUUUCUUUUGCUUUCUUAUCUCAUUUCAUUAAUUUCUCUCACCCCGCCUGCCUACUCUCUUUAAUGAUUUUUAUUAUUCCCUUACUCACGUUCUCUACUAAAUUCACUACAAAACAUCUCUCAUUCUAUCUAUCAAUAUAUCUAUCUAUUUUUCCUCUUACUCUUACUCCCUUAAAUGCAGUUGAUCCUAUUUUCCGAUACAUUUUUUUAAUAAUCCCAGUCUGA